Messenger RNA from Oikopleura dioica, 870 nucleotides. The record is from the annotation of a GenBank genome assembly. NCBI's taxonomy places the organism in Eukaryota, Metazoa, Chordata, Appendicularia, Copelata, Oikopleuridae.
AUGAGUACAAACAGCAAGAAGCUCGAAUCCCGAAAGCAUCCAACUUUCUUCACGAGAUUCCAAAUAACCUCCCUCCUGAUGCAGUCAGCAAACGGAACCCUCUACAACGGAAUCGAAAUCGAUCUUUUGACCCGAGAGAAAGUCCGCGACGUCGUGGUCAAGUUCUUCCCAAAAUCCUCCGUCCGAACCUAUGCCGAUGUCAAGGGCAUUCGAUGUCCUUCAGAGAUCUACUUUCACGUCAAAGCCUUUUCCCUUGCCCGUCCCUUCAUCGUCAAGCCACUCGAUUGGAUCGAGCGAGAAGACGACUUCGCGGUCGCUAUGGAAAAGCCCGAAGGAACGAUGGACCUGUUCGACUUCUGCAAUAAGUACGGCGUCCAGAGCGAGAAAAACGCGAGAAUCAUUUGGACCCAAAUCGUCAUCGCUUGUUACAAAAUGCAUCUGGGCGGAGUGAUGCAUUCUGACAUCAAGGACGAAAACGUACUCAUCAACCCCGACACCCUUCAAAUCAAAAUCAUCGACUUCGGCUGCGCGAAAAAGGUCCAAGAUCGCUACGAAAAACCUUCGGGAACAGCUGCCUACUGGCCGCCAGAAUUCAAGAGCCACGGAAGCUUCAAGCCCGGACCAGUGACUGUUUGGUCCCUUGGGUCGAUUUUGUACCUGCUUCUCGCUGGCGAAUGGAAGUACUCGGAAGAAAAUGGAUUCAUGCGCAACUUUUUGAAAGAACAGCGAUUGAGCGAAGAAGCCCAGCAGCUGAUCAACCGCGUUCUUUGCAUCCACGAGUACUCGAGAAUAUCACUUCAGGAUGUCAUCCAGUCAGCUUGGGUCCAGCAUCUCCCGAGCUCGCCUAAGAAAAGAAGCUCCUCCGUCUGA